This is a messenger RNA of Hirsutella rhossiliensis, 1695 nucleotides long. Its product is annotated as major facilitator superfamily domain-containing protein. Lineage: Eukaryota; Fungi; Ascomycota; Sordariomycetes; Hypocreales; Ophiocordycipitaceae. The transcript is spliced from 5 exons. Gene Ontology annotation, biological process: transmembrane transport. Gene Ontology annotation, molecular function: transmembrane transporter activity. The record is from RefSeq and is a predicted model, not a curated record. The coding region runs from base 1 to 1695 and encodes 564 amino acids. Gene Ontology annotation, cellular component: membrane.
AUGCAGGCCGUCAAAACCCUCUUGCCUCGGUGGCCGGGCGCGUCGUCGUCGCCCUCGCCCGCGACAUAUCAACCACUGCACCAAACCGAGGACGACGACGACGACGACCAUCCGCACGGAACAGCGUCUACAAUGGCCUCGCCUGAAGACGGCCCCGACAUGCCCGCGAGGCACCGCGACGCCGCUGCUCUGCUGCUCAUCAGACUCGGCCGCUCGCCCGACGAGCGCAUCCACGUCUCUGCGGACGACGACGCCCGCAUCUUGCGUCAGAUCGACCUCGCCCUGCUGCCCCUGAUGCUCGCCGUCUACUUCCUCCAGGCCCUGGACAAGGCAACGCUCUCCUAUGCGUCCAUCUUCGGCCUCAUCGAAGACACCCACUUGGUUGGCAACCAAUUCUCGUGGCUCGGCAGCAUCGUCUUCCUGGCCCAGCUCGCCAUGCAGCUUCCGAUAUCCUUCGCUCUCGUCAAGCUUCCCAUCGGCAAGUUUACCAGCGCCAUGGUCCUCGCUUGGGGCGUUUCCCUCACCUUCAUGACGUGGGCCCACAACUUUACCGGCCUCAUGGUCGCUCGUUUCUUCCUCGGUGCCUUUGAGGCCAGCGUUGGGCCCAGCUUCAUUGCCGUCACCCAGAUGUGGUGGAGACGCAGAGAGCAGACCAUGAGGGUUGGCUCGUGGUAUUGCAUGAAUGGCCUCACCUGGGUGUUUGGUAGUCUCAUCACAUAUGGCCUUGCCAAGAUCGAUUCGGAUAUGAAGCCUUAUCAGAUCAUCUUCCUCUUUUUCGGCGUCAUCACCGUCGGCGUCGGUUUCCUCAUGCUCUAUUGGAUGCCAGACUCGCCAAUCGAAGCAAAGUUUCUCUCCGACAACGACAAGGUGCUUGCAAUCUGGCGCCUUCGUCACAAUCAAAUGGGCGUCAUGUCUCGCGAAUGGAGGUCUGACCACUUUUACGAUGCCCUGAGAGAUGUCAAAACGUGGCUGUGGUUCGCCAUGAUGUUCUGCAUCUCGGUCCCGUCCAACGGGCUCUCAACGUUUGGUCCCCUCAUCAUCAAGUCGUUUGUUUCCGAUCCGUUUCACACGAUGCUCUUCAAUGUCCCCGUCGGCAUCUUGCACGUCAUUUCCGUCUCCUCCAGCGCGUACCUGUCCAUGAGGUGGAAGUUCAAGGGCCCCGUCAUCAUAGCGCUCUGCGCUCCACCACUCAUUGGCUUGGCAAUUCUUUUUCACUUCCCUCACGAUGAGGCUCACCGAGCUGUGCUAUUGACCGGCUACUUUUUCCUCUCCACCUUUACCGGCAUCACGCCUCUCAUCUACGCCUGGUCAUCUCAGAACACCGCUGGCGAUACGAAGCGCAAGACCACCUCGGCCAUCGUCUUCAUUGGGGCUUCUGCGGGCAACGUCGUCGGCCCUCUCCUGUUUCGGCCAGACGAUGCACCGGAAUUCACCCUGGGCAUCCGCUUGAACAUCCGCUUCUUUGCCGCCAUCAGCUUGUUGGCAAUCGUGACCAUGUGCUACAUCACGACUCUGAACCGCAGGCAGAGCGCACGCAGACUCUCCGUGGGCAAACCCACCCAAACUGUCGACUUGAGUCUGGAGACGGCUGCCAACGCGGAGCGAAUAGAGAGGCACCAUACCGACGGCAGGGGUGACAAGACGUUUUUGGACAGAACCGACCGAGAGAAUGAGGAUUUUGUCUACGUAAGCUAG